Molecule: messenger RNA, 729 nt
Organism: Arabis nemorensis
Lineage: Eukaryota; Viridiplantae; Streptophyta; Magnoliopsida; Brassicales; Brassicaceae
Source: the annotation of a GenBank genome assembly
AUGGCUUCGUCGGAGGGGUUAACGAGCGUUGAGCCAUGGUCAUUCCGUCAAAGCUUCAACAUCGACUCAUGGUUACUUCCUGAUCCUUUCUCUCACGAUACUGAUUUACUCGCUAAAGCUCUUCACAGAUCUAUCUCCUCCACUUGUACAACAACCACUGAUCCUCUUUCUCCUUCUGCUUUCUUCGAUUCCGCCGCCGUCUUCUCCGAUCUUUCUCCUCCUCAAACUCUCUCUAAUGUCUCAUUCGGAUCAGAUCCGGAGAUCGCCGCCGCUUGUGGUGUUGGCAUGAAGCGGAAGCGUAACGGUACCGGAGGUAAACCAGCGAAACGCCGAUCUAGAGUUUCUACGAAGAAAUCUCAGACUACGUUUAUAACGGCGGAUGCGGCUAAUUUCCGGCAGAUGGUUCAGCAAGUCACCGGAGCUAAGUUUAUCGGUUCUUCUCACGGCAUUUUCUCUCCGAUUGUGAAGCCGGAGCCUCAUAGGCUCGCUAGUCGGAUACCUCCGAGUGGGACCAUGGAUCGACUUCCGACGCUAGAUACGUCGUCGUUUUUAUCGAAUCAUCGCCAGGAGAAUCUCGUAACGGAUUUGGGAUCUGUUUCAGUUCCGGUGAGUUCGUUUCAUCAGUCAAGCGCCGCGGCGAAGACGACGGUGGAUGUUGGUGGUGGAUCAGCCGUGGAAUUGGAUAGUUACCCGAGCUUCCCGACGCUUGAAUCGUGGAAAGUUAUGUGA